AGCGAAGCUCUUCGCAUCGCUGACCUGGAAGCCGCGUCGCCGUUCGAGGGGCAUCAAGCAAGCGUGGACAGCGCUAGAGGAAGCCGGCCGUCUCAGCCACCUUCAGCCAUCCUGCGAGCUGCGCCAUCCGACGACGUAUCCUUUUAUUCAGCAAGCUAGUUCUCACAAACUAUUCACAAAAGAGUACGAGCGUCUUUUUUCAAGAUGCCUCGCUCCACUUGCGCCUCAUGUCGCGCCCUUCUCAGCACAGGAGACCGCCACAUCAUCUGCGCUCUCUGCCUGGGACUGGGGCACGCAGAGUUCGCCCUCACUGAGGGCGGAUGCGAUUUCUGCGAGGAGCUACCGAUGUCGACCCUGCGGGCUCGACUCGAAGCGCUCCAAGCAGAAACCGCCGCGCCGCCUUACCUCAGCCACGCAGGAAGAAGCGCCGCUCACAAAGGCUGCCGGAAACUGUGGUUGAAGCGACUGCCUCGCCGGAGCCUCUCCCUCAAGCAUCGCUUUCACCCUCCCCGCCCCCCCCCCCGGGACGCGCAGUUGCCGCCGAGCGGCCGCACUGCUGCCAUCUCGGAUGAGGCGGAGGAUAAGGGCCGCUGUUCCAUCAUGGCUCGGACAGCGAGGAGUGGUCAGGCUCCCAAGCCUCCUCCUCGGCCCAGGAAUCCAGCAGGACCCGCGCCGGAGUCGAAGGGUAGUUAACACGCCUCCUCACACAGGCCGUCGACCGCCUCGGGCUCGAGUGGUCACCGCCCCCUGAGCAGGCACCCAACAGACUCGACGGAUGCUUUUUUCAAAGCCAUCGCCGCUCUACACCCACGGCCCGGGCCGCUCCCUUCCUGCCGGAAUUACACACGGAGCUUGCAAAGUCGUGGAACGCUCCUUUUUCAGCCAGGUCCCGUUCCCACGUCUUCACCUCUCUCGCGUCGGUGGACGGCGCCACUGAGAGAGGCUACUCCUCCAUCCCCCGGUCGAGGACUCGGUAGCAGCACACCUUUGUCCGCCCUCCGCGAGAUGGCGUUCCAAGCCUGUGCUCCCGUCUAAGGCCUGCAGAGCCACUUCCACCUAUGUUGGCCGCGCCUAUUCCGCCGCCGGCCAAGCCGCAUCUGCUCUGCACUCAAUGGCCGUUUUACAGAUCCUACAAGCGGACCUUCUUCGGGAGUGGGAUGAGAAAGGCAGGCACCCAGAGGCUGUUACUGAUCUACGAAGUGCGACAGACCUUGCCCUUCGCGCUACCAAAGCUGCAGCCCAAGCUCUAGGGAAGUGCAUGGCCUCGCUGACUGUGACCGAGAGACACUUGUGGCUAACACUAGCCGACAUGGGAGAAGCAGAGCGCACCACGUUCCUCAACGCACCGCUCUCUCCGACCGGUCUCUUCGGCUCCGCGGUGAGCGGCAUUGUUGACCGCUUCUCAGAAGUCCAGAAAGCCACCCAAGCCAUGAACCUCUUCCUGCCGUGUCGCGCUAGCUCCUCUGCAGGCCGCUCACGUGAUCAGCCUCCUGCACGAGCCUCUUCACAGCGCCCAGUUCAACAAACUCAGACUUCUCAGCGUCGACAGGGCGGCCGCCCUCGAUCGCGCUCGAACAGCCGCCGCAGACCGCCGCCCGCGGGCCUCGAUCUAAGGUAACGCUGAAACCCGAGCAGCCGAAGUCUUCCUAACUGUGUUGAACAAACGACGGCUCAGUCCCGCCGCGGCCGGACCACCGUCAAAGCUUCGCCCCCUGUCAGUCCCCUUCUCUCAGGCUACUGCAGUGGUGAAUUUAGCAGCCAACAAGCCGGUGACACUGCCCGCUUGCCUGCACUCAAACGCCGUUUUCACGGCGACCCAAAUAAAUCUUGUAAAGAGCAAACAUGUCUUAUGUGUAGAAAAUGUGCCCACAACCCAGUGUUCACCCCUACACACAAGCAUAACACAUCCAGUGCCCCUAUCAGUGCACGCUCUCAUAAAGCGGUUACGAACCGCUCCAGCGUCAGAGUCAAUGAAGGCGCCCACAAAGGCGUGCGCGCGCCCAUUCUCUGGCCGCUGUGUCACACGACCAGCCCUAUGUGUAGAAAAUGUGCCCACAAUCCAGUGUUCACCUCUACACACAAGCACUGCAUGUCUCGUGUCCCCACCAGAGCACGCUCACAUAAAGCGGUUACGAACCGCUCGAGUGCCAUCAAUAAAUGCGCCCACGAAUACGUGCGCGCGCCCAUUCUCUGCCCGCUCUGUUACACGGCCAGCAAACAUUGUGUAAGUCCCGUGCCCAUGACUAUGCUUGCGCAUCACGUAACAGAUGUGACUCUUUCCCCAUUCAUUCCAAUCGGGAAGUCACUCACAAAACAGCCUGUUCAUGCUGUCUGCGAGCAAUCAUGCAUAAACACACUAAACGCGCUCACACAUUUUGUUCAGCGCUCUGUGUGCGGCAAUCAGAGCGAAUUGGCCAUUCACCCUCUAGCGUUACGCUUCAAAGCGUGGGAAGCUAUUCCAGGGAUAUCCCAGUGGGUGUUAAGCACAAUACAACAGGGCUAUUUGCUACAGUUCGAUCGCCGCCCUCCUCGCUUCAGAGCGCGCUCGAAACCACUGUGAACACGGAAGCAGCGUGCAUGCUUCGUUCAGAAAUAGCAAGCCUUCUGUGCAAAAGGGCCAUAGAGAAAGUGCCACCCUCUCUGAGCGAGUCGGGGCUUUACAGCCGUUAUUUUCUUGUUCCCAAGAAAGACGGCGGCCUCAGACCCAUAUUAGAUCUCAGGGUUUUGAACAAGGUGCUUGCAAAAAGGCCGUUCAAAAUGCUUACAAUCAGGAAACUCCUCGCGCAUGUGCACCAGGGGGACUGGUUUAUUUCUCUCGAUCUGAAAGAUGCAUACUUUCAGAUUCAGAUAAAUCCCCGUCACGGGCCAUUCUUGAGAUUCGCCUUCGACGGCCAGGUUUAUCAAUACACCGUCCUUCCGUUCGGCCUGUCCAUAGCACCCCGUACUUUCACGAAGUGCAUGGAUGCGGCGCUCGCACCCCUGCGGAGUCAGGGUUUGCGAAUUUUGAACUAUUUGGACGACUGGCUGAUUAUGGCACAGUCACAUAUGGAGCUUCUGUCUCACAGAGCAGUCCUCCUCAGCCAUCUGAACAGUUUGGGUCUUGCAGUCAAUUGGACCAAGAGCUCACUACAGCCCAGUCAGACAAUUUCCUUCCUUUGGAAUAGAACUAGACUCCAUGGCAAUGACGGCUCGCUUAUCUACGCACGGGUUGAGGCGCGGUCUGCGAGGGCUCUCCGGUUUUCGGCCUAUGUUCAGUUCAGGAAAAGCUCCUUCACAUAAAUUGUCUGGAAAUGAUAGCGGUCGAGUACGCGUCCACUCCCGGUCAUUCAGGGUCACCACGUCCUGGUCCAUUUGGACAACAGAUCUGUGGUAUCCUACCUAAACCGUCAGGGCGGUGUCAGAUCCAGGAACCUAUUCCAUCUGAUGAAACGCAUACUGAGUUGGUCCCAGUGCCACCUGCGCUCGCUGAGGGCGACACACGUGCCAGGCCACCUGAACGACGGCCCGGACAGACUGUCCAGAGACAAUAUUCCCCCAGGGGAAUGGUCCCUGCACGCUCAAACAGUCCAGACGUUAUGGCACCUAUUCGACAGAGCAGAGAUAGACCUCUUUGCCUCCAAAGAGAACUCUCACUGCCCAAUAUUUUUCUCGAAAAGCGAGGACGCGCUGGCCCAGGACUGGCCCAGACGCCCGCUUUACGACUUCCCUCCCGUCUCGCUAUGAAAGCCCCCCCUUUCGAACCACUUCAAUCUGUGGAUUUGAAAUACCUUUCACUCAAAACCGUUUUUCUGACUGCCCUGUCAUCAGUCAAACGUGUGGGAGACCUUCACGCGCUGUCUGUCAGCGCUGCGUGACUUGAGUUUGGACCAAGUGACUCCAAGGUCAUUUUAAAGCCUAGACACGGCUAUGUUCCCAAGGUGAUCGGUACUCCUUUCAGAGCACAGGUCAUUUCCUUAUCGGCGCUGCCAGCACCCGAUAGCGAACGCGACGCCAAUCUCCUUUGCCCGGUCAGAGCACUGAGAUUGUAUACUGCGCGCUCCGCCGCUUUCAGACGCUCUGAGCAGCUUUUCGUUUCGUUCGGAGGGCGCACCAAAGGUCUCGUCGCCUCGAAACAGACAUUAUCUAGAUGGAUAGUGGAUGCUAUUGCUGCUGCAUACACGUCAAAAGACCUGCCAUGCCCGUUGGGCAUUAGGGCUCACUCCACUAGAGGCAUGGCAUCCUCGUGGGCAUGGUCCAGCGGGAUUUCCAUUCACGACAUAUGUGUGGCAGCGGGAUGGACUUCCCCCUCCACCUUUGUCAGAUUUUACAAUAUGGAAGUGCCCGCUCUGCAGGCAAAACUACUAGCGGUUUAAUACGCUACAGCUCCCCUGUUGAGCUGCACUGAUGGGACACAUUCCACACAGACCGGCACCGCCGCUCUGUCGUUCCCUUCCCACUAUGUGCUUAUGUAUUACACAAUCAAUGACCCGCAUUCUUGCCGGCCAAAUAUUAUUUCCCCACUCAUAAGGGCUCCCCCGGGUCCCCCCUUAAUUCCCUGGGGCUCAUACAGUGGAUGCUUGGCGCGCAAGGCGUUGACAAUGGGUUCCCGUAGCGUAAGCUAGCUUACGCAAUACGAGAGAACCUCUCGUAAGAGAACGUAUCGGUUACCUAACGUAACCUCGGUUCUCUCUAGAUGAGGGAACGAGUAUUGUGUAGCCGGCCGUGCUCACGCCACGAGCGACUUUUCGCUUCAGUCAAUGAAAACCAGGGUUCCAGCCUACGGACUACGCUUAUAUGCACUCAAGUCACGCCCAUUUUGGCGGGCUUUGAUGCAGUGAGCGUGCGGACGCCUCUCAUUGGAUGAGAGUUCGCCCAAGCUCUUCUGUAGGCUGCAGCAGUUGCCGCAGAGCAACCUAUGAGCUCGCUAGCUAGCCCGCUCAAGGUCUGCAGUUGCCGCACUGCGUUGACAAUGGAUACAAAAAUUAAGGAUAAUUUUUUGGCUUCAAUAUCUCAGAAAAGAUUAAUCUUUCCCGUAGCGUAAGCUAGCUUACGCAAUACUCGUUCCCUCAUCUAGAGAGAACCGAGGUUACGUUAGGUAACCGAUACGAUUUCAAUGGUGGAAAUAGAGAUUGCUAAUGUGAUGUCAUCGUGACGUAUUACCAGUGGUGAACGCAAAGCAUUUUGGGAAUCCGCGGCACAAACAGAAGGCGCCUGACUUGAUUGCAUGGAGGGAAGAACGCAGUGUUCAAGGUACCGUCUACCUACUGUGUUAUAAACUGCAAUAGUCGUUCUCACGAUAGAAGUGGCAUAAAGCUUAAGAACGGAAAAUCCUUUUAUCGUUUUCCAGCUUGGAAAAAUAAUAGUACAAGCCAUGUUUCAGAGGUGACAAAAAGGCGACGAAUGGCAUGGAUAGCAGCAGUAAGGAGGCCCAAGAUUACAUUCGAUAACACUCCACUACACAUGAUGGUGUGUUCAAAGCAUUUUCACAAAGGUAAGUUACAAUUACUCUGUAAAUGUUUAUUGUGGGCAAAUAACCAGCGUGUUUUGUUUGAUUUAACCAGACCAUUAGAUUUGACGUUAAGCCAAUGUUAACUGUUAACUAGCAUGAAAUGGCUAGAAAAUUAGCUUAAGUUACCAAUGUACUAAAGCGUAACGUUAAUCAGUUUUAAAUGUUGUACAUCUAGGCUACAUAGCAAUUUAUUUGGUGACUGUGUUUGCAGGCUAACCUGCCUAUGAAAUGUUGGAGUGUAAUCCUGACUGGGCCCCUUCUCUGUACCUCGGCCAUACUGAGGUCAAAGCUACGAACACAGACCGGUUCAAGUGGUUUAGGAGAAGAGCGACGAGUUCACAACAACAGCAACCCCCAUCGCUAGGCACUGACAACACUGGUCCUGAGGCUGAGUUGGAAGCUCGCAUGAAUCAACCUCUAUCGCCAGGCACUGACCACACUGGUCCUGAGGCUGAGUUGGAUAAUGCAGCACCUUUAUACCCAGACAACACUACACCUGCAACCAGUAAAAAGCAGAACACCGAGAACUGUGGCUUUCUUCAGAAGCUCUCGCCUGCAGACCUAGUGUUAGCAGACCGUGGAUUUGAUAUUAAAGAAAGUGUUGCCCUUGUGGGUGCUACACUGAAAAUACCUGCCUUCACCAGGGGCCAUCACCAACUUAAUGCAAAAAAUGUGGAACAGACCAGGAAGUUAGCUCAUGUCAGGAUCCACAUGGAGCGAGUGAUAGGGUGUAUGCGCUCUAAGUUUAACAUAUUAAAUGACACAAUACGCCUGGGAUUUGUGGUGCCUUGUGAGGGGGAGGAUAAGAGUGCUGGAUAAAAUUGUGGUUGUGUGCUGUGCUUUGACCAAUAUGUGUCCAAGUAUUGUUGUGAAUCUGUCAUGUUAGAAUUAAACACCAUGCUCACAUCUAAUAUGUAAAUAUGUUUUUUUCAAAAGAUUUUGUAAUGUCACUUCUCGCAUGUAAUGAUUUUUAGCCAUCUCUGUAAAUAAAAUACA
This is a messenger RNA of Xyrauchen texanus (razorback sucker), 6484 nucleotides long. RefSeq lists its product as uncharacterized. NCBI's taxonomy places the organism in Eukaryota, Metazoa, Chordata, Actinopteri, Cypriniformes, Catostomidae. The record is from RefSeq and is a predicted model, not a curated record. The transcript has 2 exons. The coding region runs from base 2158 to 3279 and encodes 373 amino acids.